UUAUUUUGUAAGCUGAAUCUUGUCCCCAACAAACAUGAUGAUGGAUCAUCACAUUCAUGACUCUGAGUCUCUCUCACUACUACACUACACCACCAACGAAAAGGACCCAAACCAGCUUCCAGAGGGGACCAUGACCAUGGACCCUCCUCCUUCGUUAACCGACCCUUCUUCUUCUUCUUCUUCUUCUUCUUCUUCUCUCAGGUGGGCAAUUCUUCGCCACGCCUUUCUUCCUCGCCCCCCUUCUCCAGAUCCUGACAAGCAACCUGAAAUAGGUAUUAAGAGUAUUUCUAGGAAGGCGAUUCGUGGGUUUAACUUGAUACAGUUCCAUGUAAAGGAGGAAAAUUCAGAUUCUUUGUCCACCUCCAGAGAUGUUUGCGUUUUUUACACAUUACCCAUCACUGGUUCCCCAGAACUAUGUUUAUUUCAGAGAGCUGACAAUCAUGCUGAUCUCUAUGAUUUUGAGAUCUGUAACAGCUACAACAUUGACAACACCGGCCUUGUUUGUUGUUGGCCAUCAGAAGAUGUCCUUGCUUAUUAUUGCUUGUCUCAUGUGGACAUCUUCAGGUCCAAAAAGGUUAUUGAACUUGGAUCAGGAUAUGGUUUAGCUGGUUUAGUUAUUGCAGCAGUCACAGAUGCAUUGGAAGUUGUGAUCUCAGAUGGGAACCCUCAAGUAGUUGAUUAUAUUCAGCGUAACAUUAAUGCCAACUCUGGUGCAUUUGGUGGCACUCUAGUGAAGUCCAUGAUUUUGCACUGGGAUCAGCGAGAAAUCUCAGAUAAUUCCAACAGCUUUGAUGUCAUUGUAGCAAGUGACUGCACUUUCUUCAAGGAAUUCCACAAAGGCCUCGCUCAAACCGUCAAAUUCUUGUUAAAAAGCGAGGGCCCCUCAGAAGCUAUAUUUUUCAGCCCUAAAAGAGGCAACUCAUUGGACAGGUUUCUAGUGGAAAUAAAAGAGAUUGGCUUGCAUUUCAGCAUAACUGAGAUCUACGACACACAAAUUUGGAAGCGUCAUCAGGGUUUUUUGAAUGGCAAUAAUGCGUGGCCUAACUACGAGAAGGAUCACUGCUACCCAUUAUUGGUCAGAAUCGCUCUGUGAACAUCUGGAGCCCAUUUUUGUUCUGUACAUGUUCCAGGUAGUUCAUAUUCGUCACAAAAUCUAACUGUUUCUUUUUGUUUAUUGGUUGAUUGGUUUGUCGUAUGCAUUGGUUUUCAUGUACAGACAACAGCACUUCACUUUUUCCUAGUUUAUUGGUAGGUCCCGACAAUACUUGCAUUCCACAUAUUUUCCACUGCAUUUCAUAGGUCCUCAGUCCUCACUGAUAGCGUUUACCAAUUGGAAUCGUUUGGUUACUGUUUUUGAUUGAUCUUUUUUCUUAUCGGAAUGGGUUUUUAUUGAUCUAUUAUUCCAUGAAUAAUUGCUUUCCUUUUAACUUGAUUGCUAUAUGUGAUCAUCCUUGAAACUUUUGACAUGCAAGAAGAUUCCAUUUCAUUAUUAAGGGAUAAAAAGGAAACUACUAAACAAAGACUCCACCAAGAAUAUAAUGCAGGACAAUGUCAAAAAGAAGAAAACAGAUGCUUUCUGGAUAAAGUAUAUUAGUAGCAUUUUUUGGUAGUGGGAGAGGGUUUUUUUUUUGAUUUUUUUUUUUGUUCAAAUGUGUUGGAUCCUUGGCCUUUAAUGAAAAUUGUAAAUAUAUAACUGGAUAGACAAUUUGUCCUUAGAAGACUGAUGCAUGGUUGAGAAUUCCAUUGCAUUAAGCCGAAUUAUUAUGAAAAUCUCAUGGAAUAGGGAAUGUUUUGGUUACAGAUA
Molecule: messenger RNA, 1804 nt
Organism: Camellia sinensis
Lineage: Eukaryota; Viridiplantae; Streptophyta; Magnoliopsida; Ericales; Theaceae
Product: S-adenosyl-L-methionine-dependent methyltransferases superfamily protein
Cellular component (GO): cytoplasm
Molecular function (GO): calmodulin-lysine N-methyltransferase activity
Source: RefSeq, a predicted model, not a curated record